AUGCCGUCUGUUGCUUCUGUCAACUGGAAAUACCAGCCACUGGAAUUGAAUAUCGGGGUAGUAAAAUCUGCCUGUAAUGGAAAUGAUAUAUUCCUUAAUGGUGAUGAUCUGGUUUACAAUUGGAAUGGCAGCUUUGGAUAUGGAUUUGAAAGUGUUGGAGAUGUGAAUGUCGGCAAUAAGGUUGGUUUUACUGCAUCCUUCAAGCAGGUCCAUAAACCGGUGAUUCUCCGGCUCCGCACUACACCGGCAGAUAUAUCAAGCAACAUUUCAUCUGCAGAGGAUUGGAGAAAUACAGACAAAAUUGAGUUCCCUCUAGAUGCGGAACAAACCAAAGAAACACAGCCAGAUGAGACUAUUGAACAGCAGUGGGAUUAUUUACACCGUCUAAAGGCUAGAUCUCGUCAGUUGGACCUGCAGAUUAGCAGGAAGAGUGGAAAACCCGAGAAGGCUGCAGCAGGGUUGCCAGAGCACACUGUUGAGUUGGGAGAACUGCAGAAGUAUUGGCUACAAAUUUAG
Molecule: messenger RNA, 516 nt
Organism: Aspergillus tanneri
Lineage: Eukaryota; Fungi; Ascomycota; Eurotiomycetes; Eurotiales; Aspergillaceae
Exons: 1
Coding region: 1-516 (171 amino acids)
Source: RefSeq, a predicted model, not a curated record